Molecule: messenger RNA, 1995 nt
Organism: Cydia splendana
Lineage: Eukaryota; Metazoa; Arthropoda; Insecta; Lepidoptera; Tortricidae
Exons: 1
Coding region: 1-1995 (664 amino acids)
Molecular function (GO): zinc ion binding; nucleic acid binding
Source: RefSeq, a predicted model, not a curated record
AUGGAUAUUGUAUGCAGUGAUAGUGGAUCUAUGGACGGAAGCGGGACUGGUCACCUAACCACGGAAACGGAACCGGUUAUUUUAAGUGGAGAGGAGAUUUUAUCAGGUUCUGCUACUGACGAGUCGCCUUUGAUAGGUGGACACGCUUUACGCAAAAGGUCAGCAAACAAAAUAAUAGAUCUUGAAUCUGAAGACGUACUUGAUGAAGUGCAACCAGCGGCGGCUAAAAUGUCAACUAGCCACAGAGGUGGUAAAGCUAGUGCCGGCCGGGUGUCAGAGUUAAGUCGGGCCAGGGCGGAACUUCGUGCCGCGGAGGAGGAGGCGCGUGAAGAAGCCGCUAACAGAGAAUGGCAAAAACGCCUCCAAGAGACGGUUCCAUCAGAACUGGCCAACUCAGGGGCAGAUUUGGCUCACAUCGCUGACUCAGCCGAUGACAUAUCUGUCAAUGAUCUGAAAGCCAAAAUGACGACGGUAACAGAAAUGACUAAAAAUAUGAGGGGAAAAAACAGUAAGGACCUGAAAGAAGAAAUUACUGCUUUAAACAAUAUUGUAAAUGUCCUUGCCUCCCGGUCGGAGGCGGAAGAAAUGCGCCGCCUAAGAGCGGAUAACAACCGACUGCGGCGGGAAGUUGAAAAUAUGAAGACCGAGAUGAAGGCCUACCGGCGUGACUAUGCUGAAAUGAGAGCUUCUCUCUCGGCGGACACGAAGACUAAUUCUCAAAGUAAAGCCCUCUUAAUAGACAGCGAUGGAAUAGAGGAAUUCAGGAAGUCGAUUAUAUCCUCCGUAGGAAAUAUAAUAAACGCGCGGUUUGCAGGAAUUGAGGACCGUCUUCUUCCACCUAAGCCAUGCCGGCCCCCGUUGGCUGCAGACAAGAAACUAAGUUUACAAACUCAGAGCCUAAAGACGAACUCUAAUACCACUGCCAGUUCAGUGGUGAGUAGAACUGAAGCGCCUACUCGGUGGCAACCGACUGCUACUGCUAGUUCACUAACCGCAGGGACGAGUGAAACUAGUCGUCACCAAGCGCAGAGCAACCAAAAAGGCCCGGCAGAUAAAGACGGGUUUAUUCCAGUCCGCAAUAAAAAGAAAAAGAAGCCAAAAAAGACACCUGCAGCUAGUGUGGUGCCAGAGACGAGGAAAACGGCCGAUAAAAACAAGGCCAAGCCCAAACCCAAGCUGAAGGCCCCUACAACUUCGGCAGUUGUCAUUUCAUUACAACCGGAAGCGGCUGAAAGAGGGGUGAGUUACUUUGAUGUAAUGAGUAAGGCCGUGGCAGGAGUUAACCUCGGGGACAUGGGCAUUCCUUCCCUUAAGUUCCGACAAACUGCCUCAGGAGCGAGGAUGGUUGAACUUCCAAAGGAGCUUGAAGCCGCCAAGGCCGACGAAUUAGCGGAAAAGCUGCGUCCAGUGCUAGAGGGGGUUGCAGCUGUCACUCGGCCCACCAAGUGCGCCACUGUGCGUAUAAUGGAUCUGGACGAUUCUGCUACAACCGAAAGUGUAAUAGCGGCUGUAGCCAGGAUUGGGGGCUGCGCUGUCAAUCUAGUUAAGGCGGGUGGGGUCCAACGCGGUCCUGGGGGAAUGGGUGCCAUAGUGGUAAGAUGUCCCGUAGCUGCGGCUAAAAUAUUGGUAGAAAAAGGACGCGUUCUAGUGGGCUGGAGUUCUGCGCGCGUAGUCGCAUUGGAGCAGCUCCCAAUGAGAUGUUAUCGCUGUAUGGGUGUCGGACAUACGAAGCCAUUGUGUCCGUCUGAGGUGAGUAGGGAGCAUCUCUGUUACCGGUGUGGUGAAGAAGGGCACCGAGCAGCAGCUUGCUCAGUACGGGUGCCUAAGUGUGUUGUGUGCACAGAGACAAAUAGGCCCCACGCUCAUGUGAUGGGUAGCCCACGAUGUAAACCUACACCUGUAACGGGAAAGCUGGCCUCACGGACCGGGACUGCCUCCAGUGCUGGCCCCCCUAAGGAACGAGAGAAUGCCGAGAUUAACAAUAUGCAAGAGUAA